AUGGAUGAAGAUGACGUCAUUCCCCCAUUUUCUCCAGACAUCUGUGAGUCCUUGGACAGUGAUGUUGUCAUCCAAAGACGGAAGACAUGUUGGACACAGCCAUCUGCAACUGUGGCUGUGCCUGGAAAAGCUCAUGUGAGAGUGAAAGGGCCAGCUGAGGUUAUCAGCAGAUAUAAAAAAGUCUUGAAAAGCUUAAGCAAAGUCCGCACCAUGACUGAAGCCUUCAGAAUUAAUGGCGUGGCCCGGGGAACCUUCAAGAUGACUGCUGCAAUUGCAGAGCUCAACACUGUAGAUCCUGAAACCUUCAAGACCCUGAAGUAUGAUCCUUCAACUGAGACCCUGCAGUCCUUUGCUAAGAGAUGUGCAACCCACAUUACCCCGGAGAAGAAGAGCAUUAUAGAGGACAUGAAGGCCAAAUGCCAACUCCUCCCCUUGUUGAUGAAAUAUUAAGACCUGAUGCAGUAAUU
Messenger RNA from Dicentrarchus labrax (European seabass), 467 nucleotides. RefSeq names its product coiled-coil domain-containing protein 106-like. The record is from RefSeq and is a predicted model, not a curated record. The coding region runs from base 1 to 450 and encodes 149 amino acids. Gene Ontology annotation, cellular component: nucleoplasm. The transcript has 2 exons. NCBI's taxonomy places the organism in Eukaryota, Metazoa, Chordata, Actinopteri, Moronidae.